AUGGAUCCUCCGGGCUUAACGACGUCCAAACAGGAAUAUGGACGGGAAGUCGACAGAGUUAAAAGCGGAAAUGGCCACGGAACAGGGCUCAAGGCGAGCGGCAGCGGAGAAUCAUCAAUGAGGCUCUCGAUAGGUUAUACCCCGAUAGAUAAGCCUGAGCAGUUAGCCCGGCUGGCUUUCUUGGAGAUGGGGGAUGAGAAUGCUGCCACCACCAUGGUUCAGUACUUUACUACCUGUACAGCUCAGCUUCGUGGGCGUGUCGUCUACGUACAGUUUUCCAACCACAAAGAACUUAAAACGGACCAAACUCACAGCAACGCGAGUGCAUCCGCUCAAGCAGCUCUCCAAGCAGCCCAAGCCCUUUCAGGUACAAAUGAAACCCAAGGCGGCCCUAACACUGUCUUACGAGUUAUUAUCGAACAUAUGGUUUAUCCGAUUACCCUAGAAGUUCUAUAUCAAUCUCUAGAUGGACAGAACGUGUACAACUCCUGCUGCACGUUGCGCAUAGAAUACUCUAAACUGACGAAUCUGAACGUGAAAUACAACAACGACAAAUCGCGGGACUACACGAACCCAAGCCUGCCCAACGGCGAGAGCGGCCUGGACGGCGUAAUCCCCGAUCAGCUUUUGCCCCAGCUCCUCCUCACCGGCACAAACUCCCCCGUCGCCCUCCAGGCGGCCAGGCGCUCCCUCUCUCAGUCGGACCACACUCGCAUUUCAGCUCCUGGCAUGUUGGCUUCCCCUUUUACUCCAUUAGCGUUAAAUUCUCCCUUGGCUGCUUCCUACGCUGGAUCACCUGUUAGUGGACUCCCAAUUGGAGGAUUCACCCUCCCUGGCACUGGAGCCAACUCAGCACUUGGUGCAGGGCCACUGCGGCUAGCCAGUCAAGUUCCAGGCACUUGUGUUUUACUUAUAAGUGUAUACGGGGAUGUAUUACGCGUAAAAAUACUUUAUAAUAAAAAAGACAGUGCUUUAAUUCAAAUGGCAGAGCCUGCUCAGGCACAUCUUGCCAUGACCCAUAUGGAUAAACUUAGACUUUUUGGUAAACAAAUGCGAGUGAUGCCGUCCAAACAUCAAAUUGUUCAAAUGCCAAAGGAAGGUCAACCUGACGCUGGUCUCACUAAAGAUUAUACGAACUCACCUCUUCAUCGGUUCAAGAAACCAGGCUCAAAGAAUUAUCAAAAUAUUUAUCCGCCAUCUGCCACUCUUCAUUUAUCAAACAUUCCAGCAAGCGUAUCUGAAGAAGAAAUGAAACAAGCGUUCGAGGAAACUGGUUUUACAGUUAAGGGCUUCAAAUUCUUUCCGAAAGACAGGAGAAUGGCUCUUAUUCAGUUGGGCUCUGUUGAUGAGGCUGUCUCUGCAUUAGUGCUUGUUCCUCAUGUGGCACUUGUCAUACCCCCUUUCUCUCCACUCGAUGAUGUAAUCUAUAAGCUGAUCAAAAAGAAGUGA
Molecule: messenger RNA, 1449 nt
Organism: Bemisia tabaci
Lineage: Eukaryota; Metazoa; Arthropoda; Insecta; Hemiptera; Aleyrodidae
Source: RefSeq, a predicted model, not a curated record